This is a messenger RNA of Aureobasidium vineae, 2640 nucleotides long. Lineage: Eukaryota; Fungi; Ascomycota; Dothideomycetes; Dothideales; Saccotheciaceae. The record is from the annotation of a GenBank genome assembly.
CUUCUUCUCUACCAAUCUCUUUUCUCCCUCCCUAUCUCUGCAUUAUACCAUGGAGUCAGAGUCAUCUCGUAUUUUCGUCCGGGGGCUGCCCCCACCAUGAGCGAGGCCGACUUCAAGAAGCACUUUGGCAAAUAUGAAGUCACCGACGCCAGACUCUUUCCUCAGCGCCGAAUUGGUUAUGUCGGAUACAAGUCGCCUGAAGAUGCUCAAAAGGCCGUCAAGUACUUCAACCGUACUUUCAUCCGCAUGUCCAAGAUCGGCGUUGAGCUGGCCAGACCCAUUGGUGAGGCUCCAACAAGGAGGCAAGGUCAAUCGUCGCAACAUCCUUUGGCAAUGGCCAAGUUGCCCGCACACAAUGCAAAUGCCGAGCCCAUCGUAGCAAACCUCAAGCGGAAACGCGCCACUCCCGAGCCCGAGACGAAAGAGAAGGACCCCAAGCUGAGCGAGUUCUUGAACGCCAUGCAGGCUCCUUCCAAACUUCGUGGCACCCGAGGUGAGGAGGUCAAUAUCGCUGCUCAAGAACUAGACACCAAGGUCGUCGUGCCCGAAGCCGACAGUGAUUCCGAGUAUGAGAACGUGCCCAAGAAACCGAAGAGCGCAGCGCCAGCCGUGAAACCUCUCCCAGUACAACCCACUACAGAUGCUAUGGACCCUGAUCAGCCUGCUCCCACCGAGAUAGCCCAAGUGGGUGAGAGUGCCGAGCCGGCCACAGAACAAGACACAGUCAUGAACGACGACGACUGGAUGCGCUCACGUACAAGCAGACUUCUCGGUCUGGCAGACGACGACGAAGAGGAGGAGGCCGCUACUACGACACGACCCUCGCAUACUGUCGCCGCAUCGCCGAGUCCCGAACCCGUCCCUCAACCGGAGCCUUCGACGAAAGACGAGGAAUUCGAAGGCUUCGAAGAUGAGCCUGCACCACCAACAGACGAGGUCGAAGAGAAGGUCAGAGCAAGUCAACGUCUGUAUCUACGAAAUCUCUCCUACGCUACCCAAGAAGACGACUUACGAAGCGCUUUCACCGACUUUGAAAAUCUUGAAGAGUCUGAAAAACACACCAGCUUGCACAAUCUUCAUUAUCUGCAUUUAUCGUUCGAGAGCAGCUGGCUAACGCAUCAUGGCUUUAGNGUUCACGUACCAAUAGACCCCAAGACAGGCUCUACCAAAGGCUUCGCAUACCUUCACUUCACCAAUGCCGACAGUGCUUUGAAAGCAUUGCGUGAUAUGGAUGGUAAGGUGUUCCAGGGUCGCCUGCUGCACAUCCUCCCUGCUGCUGCCAAGCGGGAGGACAAGCUUGACGACUUUGCCUUGUCAAAACUUCCCCUCAAGAAGCAGCAGGCCAUCAAGCGCAAGCGUGAGGCUGCUUCAGCUACUUUCAAUUGGAACUCGCUCUACAUGAACGCCGAUGCUGUCAUGUCUUCGGUCGCCGAUCGUCUUGGUGUCUCAAAGUCAGAAUUGUUGGAUCCCACCUCAUCUGACGCGGCCGUCAAGCAGGCACAUGCCGAGACUCAUGUUAUCCAGGAAACCAAGUCAUACUUCAAGCAGAACGGUGUUGAUAUGGAUGCCUUCAAGAAGCGGGAACGAGGCGACACAGCAAUCCUGGUGAAGAACUUCCCAUAUGAAACCAAGGCUAGUGAGCUGAAGGAGCUGUUCGAGCAACAUGGCAAGAUCAAGAGAUUCCUGAUGCCUCCAUCAGGCACUAUCGCUAUCGUUGAGUUUGAACAUGCUCCCGAAGCUCGUGCUGCUUUUGCCUCCCUGGCUUAUCGCAAGAUCCACACGUCCGUUCUUUUCCUUGAGAAGGCACCUAAGGAUCUAUUCCAGGCAACAGCCCCGCUUACUGAUAGUACGGACAGAGAGACCACACAGGCUGGUCUCGAUGCCAAAGCUUCAGCUAGCGAGUUGCUGCAAGAGACUGGCACGGAGGUCUCUGCUGGUACUACCAGCACUCUCUUCGUGAGAAACCUCAACUUCUCCACUACAACAGAUCGCCUGACGGACAUCUUCCGUCCGCUAUCUGGCUUCUUGACAGCAAGAGUCAAGACGAAGACAGACCCCAAGAAGCCUGGUCAGGUUCUCAGUAUGGGUUUUGGUUUCUUGGAGUUUGCUGGCAAGCAACAGGCUGCAGCUGCCAUUACGGCAAUGGAUGGCUACAGUCUCGAUGGUCACAAGCUGCAGCUACGUGCGUCGCACAAGGCUACUGACGCCGCUGAAGAGCGUCGCAAAGAAGACAAGGCUAAGAAGCUCGCUGCUCGGGGAACCAAGAUCAUCAUCAAGAACUUGCCAUUCGAAGCGACCAAGAAGGACGUGCGCGCUCUCUUCGCUGCAUAUGGACAACUCCGCUCUGUCCGCGUUCCGAAGAAAUUCGAUAAAGGAGCUCGCGGUUUUGCUUUUGCUGACUUCACCACACCGAAGGAAGCGGAGAAUGCAAUGGAUGCUCUGCGCGACACUCACUUGCUGGGUCGUAGACUGGUUCUCGACUUUGCUGCCGAAGACCCUGAAGACGCCGAAGCCGAAAUCGAAGCCAUGGCAAAGAAGGCCGGCUCCCAGCUCAAUAAAGUCGCUCUGCAAAAACUCACCAGCGGCGGUCGUAAGAAGUUCCGUGUGGGCGACGAUCAAGAUGGUUUGGAAGAGGCGUGA